Molecule: messenger RNA, 4133 nt
Organism: Nematostella vectensis (starlet sea anemone)
Lineage: Eukaryota; Metazoa; Cnidaria; Anthozoa; Actiniaria; Edwardsiidae
Exons: 4
Coding region: 1990-2904 (304 amino acids)
Source: RefSeq, a predicted model, not a curated record
AGCACACGACAUCAAAUCCCGCAACCACCUGAAGAUCUUGUGGUGGUGGCCAUGACGCCACGCAAGUUCUUUCAUGAAGGCUCCUAACGGAUAAGGAUGCGAAAUGUAUAUUUUCAUUCAAAUGUGGGGUGCAUUCGGCAGGUCUUGCCGCAUUUUGUGAGCUCGCUGAUUUUACUUCAGCCAGGGUUCCCAUCUAUAAGCCAUGCAGAUAAGAUUUUUGUUUCAAGUAAUCUCAAUCUUUCUUUAUAGACAACAUUUAUGGCUUUAGACUACUUUUCAAAUCAGCAGCGACCAUUUUGCGACCAGCGAGCAUUCUGUGUGUACAAGGUUUGUGUGGGGUCAAUUCACGUUAGUUCAGGAUUGAGCUAUCAGCUGAUAUUAUUUUGCCGACUAAACGCACUAUACAGAAGAUAUUUAAAGUGCUCCUGUGUGUACAAGUUUGGGUGGGUUAAAAUCGCGUUAGUCCAAGAUCGAGCUAUCAGCUGAUAAUAUUUUGGCGGCUAAACGCACUAGCGUUUUUCAUAAUGCUGUGUUUCAAAUCUCGUUUCUCAUUCGUUUAGGUUUAAGCAUUUUAAAACGCAAUAUUUUUUUGUUGCAAUUGUUAUUGUUGAGUGCAAUCACGCAUUUCCGUGAACACAACACGGAAGAUAUAAUAUAAAUACGUCCCUUUAUUUGAUAGAUACAAGGAUUUUAUUUACUUUUUCACCUUAUCGUUGUUUAUUGUAUGCAGUGGAACCUCUUCGGAAUCUUGCCCGAAAAAUCUCGGGAUCUCCCGGGGACUCUUCCUAAAAAUGUACAUUUUCUAUCCCUUAGGGUAUAAAAUUCGCCCCAAGUGCUAUCCCUUAGGGUAUUUAAAAAAUCUGCUAUCCCUUAGGCCUAGUACAUCCGCUCUUAUCAUGAGCCGUACCAAACUGAUGCCAAUAGUGCUUGAAAAUCGCUGCGUUAAAAUCGAUUCUACAUUGCCGGUUUGAUUUAGAUAAACUUUCACACAAUAAGUAUAAGUAACUUGGAUUUGAUAAUAUUGUGCGGGUCAGAUUCAGCAGGCAAGAAAUAGCAGUAAUGGCGGAAAAAAAACGCUGAGCCACGAAAAUCCUGAGCGUUCGCACACUGGAUCAUCGCGGAAGUUUUGGAAGCUAAAACAGUAGCCUCCUUUGCUCUUUGUGUCGGUCCUCCCCAUUCUAGCUUCUAUGGGGAGGAUCUGAGACAGACACUAAGAGCGGCUGCAAAGGAGGCUAAAACCUCAGACGAAGAGGCUAAGGUUUUAGCCUCGAAUCCUGACCCGAGUCCUCGCUCGGUAAUUAGUACAUCUAGUCACAUAAGGGUGUUUAUUGGCAGCAUUAUGACAUGACGGAAAAGCCUGGAAAAUGCGCAAUUCGUUAUAGAGAAAGAAGGCACAUUUUUUUUACAAUUGCCACCGGUUCCUGUAUUCCGGACUGAUUUUCAAAACACAAAUAACGUGAGGCCGAAAUGCAUAUACCCAGAUUUAAAAGACACUUUACAAAAGUCGCAUCAUUUAAAAAAAAAAAAAAGUCGCAUUUGAUAUUUGUUUGAUAUUACUCACUAAGUACUUAGGGGAAUUUUCUGCCUUAUUAGAUGUCAAAUUUGCUUAUUUGAAGCGUCAUGUCCUGUUUUCCGUCAUGUCUACACAUUAUACAUAUCACGGACGAGUAGUCACGCCGUUGCUAUAGUGAUACCAUGAUGCUAAACAACUAUCUACAAGGCUACUAGCGCCGAUUAUCCUGUUGGAAUGUCUUAGUCACCGGGCUUUUUGAGAUCUUUGUAUGAAUCAGGGAAACACUUUUUAAGUGAAUACUCGGGAACUGAUUAGAAACAAAAGGAACGGAACGUUAGUCUAGUUCUUUUAUCAUAUUCGAGAAAUGAUGACUUGAAUUGAUACACGCGACAUGUGGCUUUCGCACUGAAAAUUUGCAGAAGUCAAAAUUUGAUAGCUUAAAUUACUUUGAAACCGAGAAAGCUGUCAUAGAAAUAAUGCCUCGAACACAGAGACCUAGAGUUCCAAGUGCAAGCUCCACAUCUUUAGAUUCGCCUUUUAGUUUCCAAGCUUUAGUUGACUUCGACGCAACAAAAAGUCUCCUGCGGUCGCGAAGUGACUGCUUUCUUGAAUCAAAGCGCUCGCAAGACAAAGAGCGUCAAAGAAAGAUUCUCGAUGAGAGCACUGUAUGGGAUAUACAGCCACCCGACUUUAGACUGCAGCUUUACCAGCCAAAGCCUGUUAAAAGGAACUCAAGAGCAGCAAUGUUGAAGAACUACAACGAGGAAGAUUGGAGACUACAACACAGUGACCGCCGAAGAGAGCGUGUAGUUUUCGAGCGUGUUCCUCUACCGAAAAUUUUACAGAAUGAUUCUGGGAAAAGUAGAAAUUUUGUUACGUCGUUUAGAGUUCCUGACUCACAUGCAUCCAAGAUAAUGUUUGUCAAGGAGGGUAAAUUUAACCCUGGGAGUUACAAGACGCCGGGGCCUCACAUGUUCCGAGGGGAUGAUUUUAGGCCGCUUAUUCCCCCAAGUCAUUACGGAAAACCAGAGUUCGAAACAUUCUACGAGCACGAUCCCCAAGGCCUAAAGGCAAAAUCUCAAGGGCUGAGAGUUUUAUGUGAAGCUUACAGAGAUUUACAGAUGCAGUCACCUGAUGGGUACCAAAAACAGAUGAUAUCAUACAAAGCACCUGAUCCAAAAUGGGAUGCCCAACUAAUGCUGCCUCAAGGGGCAUAUAGGAAACAUCACUCUGCACCAAGUGCUCUGAUGCAUCAGAUAGAAAAACAGCUCCCAUGGUGCCCUGAUCGAGACAAAAUCGAACCAAUUAUGAGACCAGAUAUCUAUGAUUACAAGACAAAGGACUGGAUUGCUGUGACUGGCCAUAGUCCUGAAGAGGCUACUAGAAUAUAAUGCCAUGCGUGUGGGUAACAGAGAAGAAGUGGUCUUGGAUUGGGUCAAAAGGGCUGCAACCUCCCCAAUUUUCUGAAAUUUUGCUUAAAAAGCAGAAAUAUAGGAAAAUUCAUGGAAUAAUAAUUCUUUCUUGAAUAAGAAGUAAAGCAGCAGUAUAUCACCAAAUGUAUGUAAAUUACAAGUCAGACAUUGAUGGAGGAUAUAAGUUUUUUUACACUGCAAUUUCUAUACCAUUUCCAAGUUUGAAAGAAUGCGUAUGAAAAAUACACCCAAAAAAUGUAAAUACCUUGUAAAUACCAAGUGUUUUAAAUUUUAGUAAAUAACAGCCAUAACACCAUGACCAUGUUUAUACUAGAAGUUUCUAAUAGAAAGUGAAUGCUCGGAGGACGGGACGAAAAAGACCGCUUAUCAGCAUGAAAUCAAAAUACAAAUCAGCUGACUGGGAACCCUGUGGUGUGGACACGAAAAAUCGCAUCCACUAAAUGAAACUCGCGCAUGUGCAAAAAGGACCGCUGCUCAGCAUGAAAUCAAAAUACAUAUCAGCCAACUGGGAAACCUGUGGUGUGGACACAAAAAAUCGCAUCCACUAUAUAAAACUUGCGCAUGCGCUAAAAGGACCGCUGAUCUGAAUGAAAUAAAUAUACAAAUCAACCGAAAGGAAAGCCUGUGGUGUGAUACCAAGAUUACACUUGCUCUCCGGUCGCUGCGCUCCCUCCGAGCAAUCAUGCUUAGGUAGGGUGAGAGUGAAAAAACAGCAUCAAAUAAAGUGGGGAAACAUCAGGAUCCUACACUUUAACCUAAAUUAAUCAGAUAUCUAUGUCAAACUGCUAAGUUUGACUCAAACUGCUAAGUUUGACUCACUUGACAAUUAGUUUUUAAAUCAUCCUGCUACGCCUUUUCUUACUUUAGAAAAAUAAAUGAGGAGAUUUUAUAUUAGGUAGAUUGAAUUUCAAUAUGACAAGUGGCAAUCACACCAGUUUACUUCCAGUCAAUUUAUUCAAGGUUGUGACUGUAAAUAUAGAGCAGCCUGUUAAAUAGCUUGGAUUAUUUGUAAGUUAAGGUUUCUGUCAACUCAGCAGAAGUAGUCUAGUCCAAUUGCUGCUUUGUAGAGAUGAAGGUUACUACUGCAUUGAAAAAUAACUAUUACAACAUACAUUGUUAAAGUCAAAUAAAUGGAUAUUGGAUUUUACAUCCUAUUAAAAAUACAUACAUUAUCUACUCCCAAAAAA